CGUCGCAGGGUCAGUUCUGGGCAGCCCUACGGGCCGAAAAACAGCAGGUGGCCACACUGUCUCUGCUGCCAGAGGCAAGCCUGAGCCUGGUAAAAAGGUGCCCCACGCGCGGCCUGCCACAGGUGAAGCCUGCCCGGUAGAAAGGCGCCCCACGCGCGGCCGCUGCGACGCAUGGACAGCCUCGGCAGCGCCUACCGCGACAUAGCAGGGCAGCCAGCCACAAGUGACCGCCGCGGCGAGGCCGCGAAUCGGCGGGAGGCCAUCUCCCAGCUCGAGGCGAUCGUCAAAGUGUCGACGGACGUCCUGGGCCCCGAGCACCGGGACACGAUCGCGAACGAGGCCACGCUCGCGAGGCUGCGAGAAGCGCAGGCGCGCGAGGCCAGCUAGAUGGCGGCGGCCGAGGACUACGACUGGACGCGGCCUUAUAGGACGUGGGAGGCGACGCUCAAGAAACAAGACGAUGAGGAGGACGCCGCGGCGGCCACGAAACGAAGGGAGGCCGCGGCCGCCGCCGCGGCCUGCGGCGGCUGCCGGAACCUCGACAGGACCGAGGAGCGGGCCUUGUUCGCGCAGCCUGUUCAUGAAACGCUGAAGGGCGCCCAGCUCGCCGUAGAAAGGGGCGACCGCAUGUUUCAUGAAGGUAGACUAGAGCGCUCGAUACAGUGGUACGAGAAGGCAUUGGUGGCCUACGACUACGCGUUUCCCGAAGAUGGUGAAACGCAAAGGCUAUUGGACGCCAUGCGGCGCGACGCUUUACUCGGUUCGGCGCGCGUCUACCUCGAGGCGAAGCUGCCGCGGGCGGCCCUCCGGAGCUGCCGGGAGGUCUCUGGGAACGACGAGGCGCGGCUGCUGGAGGCGCGGGCGUGCCGCGAGCUCGAUUUGUUCGACGAGGCGCGGACGGCUCUUUCUGAUAUUGACGCGCCGCGCGAGCGCGCACUACUACAAGCGCGCGAGCGGGCCUACGCGACCAACUCGAAGGUUGUGUCCAAGCGCAUCGUCGGCGGCCUCCAUCAAAAGAAACUACAGAAGGGUAUCCUGCCUGCAUCAAUUCCGGCCUGCCAGCGCGACGAGUUGGACGACGCCGCGCAACCUAUCAAAACUGCCGCGGAGGCCUUCUCCAGCUUAGUGGAGACCCUAGAUGGCGACGAUAUCAAAGACCGCUCAAGCCUAAUGUGUACUUAGUAGA
Messenger RNA from Pelagomonas calceolata, 1186 nucleotides. The record is from the annotation of a GenBank genome assembly. Lineage: Eukaryota; Pelagophyceae; Pelagomonadales; Pelagomonadaceae.